Messenger RNA from Oreochromis niloticus (Nile tilapia), 4619 nucleotides. RefSeq names its product transmembrane protein 170B (gene tmem170b). The transcript has 3 exons. Lineage: Eukaryota; Metazoa; Chordata; Actinopteri; Cichliformes; Cichlidae. Gene Ontology annotation, biological process: negative regulation of canonical Wnt signaling pathway. Bases 409 to 876 code for a protein of 155 amino acids. The record is from RefSeq and is a predicted model, not a curated record. Gene Ontology annotation, cellular component: plasma membrane.
CCCCCAGUUGCCCCGAGCCGCCAUCGCCACUACGCACGCUUUCUGCGCACACGCCACCUUGCUGUCCUUUGUUCCUCAUUCAUAAAGCGGCUUCACGAGCGCGGGGAUGUGUCACCGUGAACCCCUCGCAAGAAAAGGACCGCUGGCCCUUUAAGGGUUAUGUAGCAGGGCUAGCUGAUGUAGGACGAGCCGACCGUGCGUUUCUCUGCCCGAGCUCCCGCUGCCAUCCUCGUCAUGGCCUCCGUACAGCCGCCACCGACACCACCACCGAGGAUGAACCGACCAGCCAUCGGCCCUUCCUUUCCCGGAGCGGAGACGGACGUCAAGCCGAAGCAGAGGCACCGGUAGAGGCGAGCCGCGCCGGGGAGAGCCGCCUCAUAUCCAAAUGCCACCCCGGUUUCCUCAUCCAUGCCUUCGUUUAAAGCCAAGUACAGCUAUACGAUAAAGAGGGGUGCGAACCCGGGCGGCGGCGGCGGCGGAAACAUGACAACGGACAAGGAUUAUUCUCUUAAUCUGUCGGUGCAGCAAGUGCUGAGCCUUUGGGUGCAAGGCUCGGCGCUGCACCACUUCACAGAGAUGUGGUACUGGGUCUUCCUGUGGUGUCUCUUCUCCUCGCUCUUCGUCCACGGGGCGGUGGGGCUGCUCAUGUUAGUCAUGCUGCAGCGCCACAAGCGGGGACGCCUCAUCACCCUGGUGCUGGUCAGCGUGGGUUUCCUGGCCUCGCUCUCCGGAGGCGUCAUCACUAGCGCGGCCGUGGCGGGCGUUUACCGCGUGGCGGGGAAAGGCAUGGCACCGCUGGAGGCGCUGGUGCUGGGCGUGGGCCAGACCACCCUCUCCGUCGUCAUAUCCUUCUCGCGGAUCCUGGCCACGCUGUGAAGAAAACCCACGACGGGGUGAAAGGCAGACACCGACACGGGAGCAGAGCGGGCAAAUCGAGCCGGGCAGAGACUUUAGGUCUGCUUUUAUGGAAGGAGAUGAGGCACAAGUCCUCUGGACCUUUGAGGGCCAGAUCCAGGGCAGAACGCCCCCCAGCGUCUCUGCACUGCGAAUCGGUGCAGGAAGGUCGGCAUCGUGUCAGAGAGCAGCGCCGGGCGGAGGCUCAGCCUCAGCUUCUGGACCUGAAAGCCAUGUUUCUGAGUUUCCAGAGUUACGCCACUUCUUCGUGCCAAAAGCCUUCUCUGUGAAAACAGCAAGCCUUGGUGGCCGACUGACUCAAAGGCUUUCUGUUGAACUUUUGAGGGAGGAGGAAAAAAAAAUCUAUUUUUUAAACAGCGACCUGUAAUCGUGAGCUGAUGAUCUCCUUUGGCGAUCGGAACAAAAGUUCGGCAAACAAACAAAAGAACAGCAGUGUUCAUCAGCAGUAAAACACCUUCAUCAGUAUUAAACCGCCGCCGCGCCUCUAGGCCUGUAUACAGCUUCUCGCUCCUUCUCCCGAGAUGGCUCGAAAGCCGCAGCGUCCGACUCACGAGCAGGAAGAAGCUUUGAAUUUUUGCACUUUGUAAAUGUUGGCGAAGAGGCAGAGGAAAACCAGCAUAUGAUGAUCGAUUUUAAAGCGUGCCAACAACAACUCUGAGCGGAGUCAGAGGAGUAGUUUGGGUUUCUUCCACAGACAGAGAGAGAGGAUGAGAUCGAUGUCACUCUGAUGUCUUUACUGUAAACAAAGGUGGAGCCGGGAGACAGUAAAGUAAUCUACCUGCAUCUGAUUUAUCUCUGUUAAACAAUAUAACAUUUUAGUGAUGUUGGUCGAGUUGCAGGAAUUUGCUGUAAUAAUGAAAAUAUUUUCAACUGAUUUUCAUUCGAAAAGUAGGAAAAGAACCAGAUUAGAGAAAAGAAAUUUGACCAUCCAGUAUUUCCUGUGUGUGAGAGGCAAAAGUAGGUGUACCUGUUUUACACCCAUGAGCAGCAGUAAAGGCAGCUAAGCGUUCCUGUAAUCAUCGAUCAGUCCUACACAUCGACUCGGAGGAGUUUUUAGCCCAUUCCUCCGUACAGCAGUGUUCAGACUCUGAGAUUGCGGCGCGUUUCCUUGUGUGAACGCCUCGCUUCAGGUCUUACUUCGGUCAGGGAUUUUACUUUCAACACAUGACCUUUAUUCUUCUUUGAUCCUUCUUUGAGGUUCAGGUCACGCACGCCUUCCUGCUGAGAGGCAGCGGGCCAGGCUCAAACCUUGACACCCCUCUUACAUUUUACCCUCUAACGUCCCUCUAACGCAGGGGUAGGGAACUCCAGGCCUUGAGAGCCGGUGUCCUGCAGGUUUUAGAUCUCACCAUGGGUCAACACACCUGAAUCAAAUGAUUAGUUCAUUACCAGGCCUCUGGAGAACUUCAGCACACGUUGAGGAGGUCAUUUAGCCACUUAAAUCAGCUGUAUCGGAUCAAGGACACAUCUAAAACCUGCAGGACACCGGCUCUCGAGGCCUGGAGUUCCCUACCUCUGCGCUAACGUGUUUGAUAGAUCCCCUUUGUUUAAAUAAAUACACCUGAUUGGCAUCCUGUUGACUGAAAACAUCCUCAGCUUCAUAUUCACGGUACAGACAUCAGAGGGGCAUCAUCAAAACUUUUAGCAAGAAGGCGAAUAAAUGGUUUGUUGAACAAAACAGGAGGACGGCCCGGAGGAGGCGUCUGUAAUGGGGAGUGGUUUGGUUUGGCUCUUUAUAGUUUAAUUCUUCCUUAUUCAGGGUAAGAGGAGUAAAGGUGCGUCAGCAUUGAAAAGGGUCACUUUGCUGCUUGAGAGUCAGCAUAUUCCCAGAGAAAUCGCUCCGAGUGAGUCUGUGAGUCCUGCAGGUGCAGAUUUUCUGGAGCCUCCUCGGCUCACCGUAGUGCUGCUUAUGUCUGCACUGCUUCAGUAUAAACUCCCCGUGGAAAGCCAUCCCUCCCUCCCCGGAGAAGGUCACAGAUUCUGCUGCUCUGAUUUAUUUUCUUCUUCUUCUUCUUUUUAUCUAUGCCGACUUUUUUCUUUAUUGUUUUGUUUAUGAACCCAUGCUCCUUAAGUUUAACUUUGCACGUUGCACUGACUUUAAUCUGCCUUGUUUUAGAUCAGUGUGCUUUGACCCGAUGCUAUACACACGCAGACACUGAUGAUGAUGAUGAUGAUGUUUUGGGAAAAAAAGGAAAUAAUGUGAAGAAUGUGCUCGAAGUUACUGUAUUUAGAUGCCAGACACAGGCGGUGCUGAAGAAGGUUCAACUUUGCCCAAAACUUCACCCAGGAGGUCGAAAUGCCAAAGUAUCACUCACAGUCUAGCUUUACUCAUCCCGUUUUCUCAUCUUAUUGACGUCAACAUAAAGAGUUAGUGGUUUUAUGUACUUUUUAGGCACAUUUGCACAUUCAAAAAGAUGCUUGUGCUGUUCAGAUGGUGUGAUUUUAUUUAUUUUAUUUUUUUGAGGUUUUGUGGCUCUGAAGGUAAAUUAUGUAAUGAUGUAACACAGUUUACCUUCACUACCAGCUCAGCACACAGGAGGGCGAUAUUGCACUGGAAUGAAGUAGCAGCAGGAGCCUGAAUGCCUGUGAGAUGAUUGUGGGGUUUGGAAAUAUUGAACAACAAAAAAAAAAAGGUAAACGAGGAGUCACCUGAAGCCCCUCCCCCUGUUUGUUUUCUCCCUGUAUCACUGGGUUGCUCUGCACGUGGUCUGCACCGCCCGUUUGAAUGUGUAAGCUCAGCUUUCAGGGACCAAUCGUGACUCACCUGCUGUCAUAGCAGUGAAAUCUGUUUCUGCGGGCACUUUGUGCGUGUUCGUAUGCGGCUCACAGGAGACUGAUGAGCAUCGUUGUCGCCGUGUUCGGUGUCGGUCUGCGCGGUCGUGCUUGUGAGAAGAAUAAAUGGAUUUCCAUGUGUUUUCUUUCAUUGUGCUGGUGGUCGGGGGUGUUUAAAGGGUCGGAAAGGGGUGUGAGGACCUACUUGGAAGUGACAGCAGUUUUACUGUCUUUACAUAAAGUGAUUUUAUUUUUUAUGUGCCGAUUAAAACUGCAAGAAUGGACUCGAUGCUGUCAGAUCUGCACAUCCAGAGCUGUACAUAGCCGCAGUGUGCUUCAUAAACAAACUAACCGCUGAAUAGCAUUCGCACCCCGUGCCAUUACUGGUCAUGACGGAUCUAUGUGUGUGUUUUUCCGCUCCAGGUUCUGUGAUUGAGCCGUGUGACCGUGAGUGUGCGCUGUAAUAUCUAAAGGAGACACCCAGCAACUAAUAAUCCCCUCUAGACUUAAAAAAAAGUAACAGAGAGAGACACCCAGCUCAAUAAUCCUGUCUCUUUCAAUAGGCUUAUGAUAGAAGCUGCUGCACCCACCGUUCGCACCACCACAGCCACCACCUCAAGUCUGCUGUUGCCCAAAUGCCACAAAUCCCUUCCCAACCUCGGACACAUACUGUGUACCCGCCGCUGUGGCUGCAUGUGCAACGCAGCUCAGGUAACAUGUGAAUGGACUAACAUGGACAAUCCACCCAGAGACAAAGCUGUACAUAAAACCCAAAGUGGCACUUCUCCUGUAGAUAAUGUACAAUAUCUUCUUUUUUAAUUUUGUACCAGCCAAACUGCUGAUAUUUAUAACUAUUGCCUAUUUAUGUACAAACUGUUCUCCUGUACAUACUCAGCAGGCGGUUGAAAUAAAAAUCUUUUGCAGCAUUAAAA